CCUCCCCUCUCAUCAGCAGAUACUUGAGCUCAGGUGUGUCAGUGCCUCACUUUUACUCACUUUCAAUCUUGUUGCUGAAGCUGAAGCUCCUGGCCUCAACCUCAAUCUCGUCUCCAGCGGCUCAAAAAGGUUGGAUAUGGAAACGGAGUGUGUUAACAGACCUCCACCAUCUCAUCCACAAACUAACAGAAGGAACCCAGCCGGUACAAGUGCUGUAAACUCUGGGCAGCAGGGUCCAGGACUAUCAGCCCAUCCCCAACCCUUCAUCCCCCUUCAGCCCCAGCCUGUCUACUAUGUGCCUCCUGCGCCUCCACCCUCUCUCCUCCACUACCAGUGGCCCGGGCCCUUCCAGUACAACCCUUUUACUGGCUUCCCCGGCAUGGGCUAUGGUAUGGUCAUAUCCCCGUUCCCCCCGGCGCCUUACAUGGAGGCUCCAGGCUACGUCCUCCCCCACCCUCACGUUCAGCCCGUCAAUUACCGGCGCUUCCCCCAUCCUCAGGUUCCUGCUGCCAGAGCACCCUGCCAGAGCCAAAACCAGAACCACAGAUUCCGCACUCAAUACGUUUCUGGGAUCAGACAGACUGUCAACGCGGAGGUCCAAACAGAACCGGCACUGACCAGAAACAUCGGUAGUUCUGGGCAGAGAAGCCCACUGGCCGGUUCAGAGUCUGGGCACGGGACUACCUCCCCUUCCUCGUCAAGCUCCAGCACAGAGGCCAUACAACGGGGCCAUACAGAGGUGGAGAACCACACGGUACCCUGCAGAAAUGCCAGACAUGACUGCCUAGUUAACACGAAAAGCCCAGGUAGAGGCACAGCCAAAGACGGGUUCAAAACUUCAUCUCCAGCUCUUGUCACCAAAGAGAGACGAGUGUCUUUCCCUGAUAUUCUGAUGAGUUGGGAAGGCAGCACGCCGCCGGUGACAAUGCCGAAAACGGCAGACAAGGCGUUAGAUCUGCCGGCCGCCCCUGAAGAAACUGAGGCUGAGCAUGAGAAGACGGUUAAUCUCAAUCCGGCUGAGCAACAGAGCAGUCAGGCGGCGGUUGAUGGUAAAGACACAAAAGAUUGUGACACUGAAAAUGUUUUAAUUUCCAAGGAAAGACAGGCCCUCCACCAAAUCCUCAAACUGCCUUUUCCCCUCCAAGAGCUGCUGUCAGAAACCAGGAGAGAGAACGAGUCUGCAGGGCUGGUCGGUUCAGUCAGGACUUCCAUCCCCUCCAGAGAGAGGGCGGUUAGGCAUGAACUGCUAAAUUCCCUGAAUGAAUCCCAAAGAGUCCCUGACGCUGAUCAAGAAAACAGUGAGUCUCUUCUACUUGAAAAGACAACAGAGAGCCUUCCUGAUCAAGUGUCUUUUAGGUAUGUUCAGAUCAAGAGAAAACUGAAUGAAUCUGUCUGGUCCGUGGACUCAUUAGCCCCCUACAUCCCCUCUCUGGACUGGCUGAUACAGAAUGGAGUCAUAGAGCCUGACGUAAUCAUCGAAGAGAUUGCGGCGAAUGAUGAAAAUGGUGCCCUGUCAAGCCAAAAUGACAGUGCAACUGAAAAAGUUAUGAAAGAGAAAAGCUCUUCUGACCGAGAGGAUGAUGAUGUCAGAACAGAGAGGCAGGUGUCUUGCCCUGAUAUUGUGAUGAGCCGGGAAGGCAGCACGCCACCAGUAAUUAUGCCAAAAAUGGCUGACAAGGUGUUAGACCAGCCGGCCUUCUCUGAAGAAGCUGAGGCCGAGCAUGAGAGGACGGUUAAUCUGAGUCUGACUGAGCAACAGAGCAGUCAGGUGGUGGUUGAUGGUAAAGACACUCAAGAUAUGGACACAGAACAUUUUUUCCUUUCCAAGGAAAGGGAGGCCCUCCACCACAUCCUCAAACUGUCUUUUCCCAUUAAAGAACUGAAUGAAUCCCAAAGAGUCCCUGAUGCUGAUCAAGAAAACAGUGAGUCUCUUCUACUUGAAAAGACAACAGAGAGCCUUCCUGAUCAAGUGUCUUCUAGGUAUAUUCAGAUCAAGAGAAAACUGAACGAGUCUGUCUGGUCUGUGGAGUCAUUAGCCCCCUACAUCCCCUCUCAGGACUGGCUGAUACAGAAUGGAGUCAUAGAGCCUGACGUAAUCAUCGAAGAGAUUGCGGCGAAUGAUGAAAAUGGUGCCCUGUCAAUGCAAAAUGACAGUGCAAUUGACAAAAUGAAGAAUGAAAGAAAGGGGCACACACAGGUUUUCCACAGGUUGUCCUCUGACUCUCUCCCAGUCAUUGUGUCCCCAUCCCGUUGGCUUGGUGACCGAUGUAAAGUGAAUUGCCACAACAGGUUCCCCUUGGCUUCUCAGCAGAAUAUUGAUGCUGUUUUCAGUACGCCAGCUGAGACGUUAAACGCUGAAAAGAGGCCAGAAAUGCAGUGUAAAGGUCACCCCUCUAAAUUGGAGGGACAACUGAAGCAAAGCCUGAGUUUGGAGCCUCCAGUUAAGGAUCACCUUGCUUCCCCACCUCCCCUGCAGAGUGAAAAAGGCUCAUCUACAGAGAGCGAUGCUGAGAAAAGUGGGUCUUCUGAACCUGGGGCCAAUCAAAGCCUGAACCAGAAAUGUGUUACUGUAAUUGAGCAGCGGGAGCCAAACCCCUGCUCUCCUGAGCUAGAAGAACUCCCUGCCUCAUCCCCGUUGAGUCACCAUAUCAAGGAGGUGAAAAUGGAGCAGAAAACUGCAGUACGUGGGCAUGAAGAAACCAGUCAGCUGAGACCUGAACUACUGGGUGUCAAGCUGGUCGAGCACAAAUUGUCUCCAUCGAAAGGAGACUUUGUGGACUGUGGUGUCCAGUGCUCUGAAUUUCAGGAGGAGAUUUGCUCCUGCGAAAACGGCAAGAAUAAGACGGGGGUGAAAAGAAAGAGCCCAUUUAAACACUCAGCAGACUCGAGGAAAGCCAACAAAGCUAAGGCUGUGGAGGAAGCCAGCGAGAAUGGACACCUGAGGCGUGGACAGUGGAAGAGCAAGCAGCAAGGUGGAAAUAAAAGGACCCAAAGAUACUGAACACUGACCAGAUUCUAAAACUCUUGUUUUUUUUUGUGUGUGUGUGUACGAUCUUUUUAAAAUGUAAAUGUAAUAUGAUUUUAAUUGUAAUAAAUACUUUUAUAUUUUCAAUACA
Messenger RNA from Myripristis murdjan (pinecone soldierfish), 3116 nucleotides. RefSeq lists its product as uncharacterized. The transcript is spliced from 5 exons. Lineage: Eukaryota; Metazoa; Chordata; Actinopteri; Holocentriformes; Holocentridae. The record is from RefSeq and is a predicted model, not a curated record. Bases 137 to 3001 code for a protein of 954 amino acids.